UCAAUGUGGUGUGCGUUGUGUGUUGCGUUUGUGGGAUGAUGUUGAAUUUUUUUACAGUUUAAGUAUUGACAAGUGUUAAUUAAUAUUGUUUCAUUAAAUUUUACUUUGUCUGGUUUGUAUCUUGUCAUCUGUUAUCAUGAUGCCCGGGGAGACUCACUCUCAAACAGCGGGAAUCGCUUUGGACGCAACGAUAGGAAUUUGUCAGAACUGUACUGCAUUACAGCAGAAUUUAAACGAAUAUGUAGCUGCAAUACUAGCACUGAAGCAAAAGAUAAUUGACACAGAUCACCUGUUAACCGAGUACCAGCGGAAGUGUGAUGAGCUUCAGAAGGUUGAAAGGGAGUCCAGCACACUCCAUCAUCAACUGGAUGAACUUCUCUUAAAAUGUACUCCACUUGAGAAACAAAAUGAGAAACAAAUUGAGGAAAUAGAAGCCAUGAAAUCUGAGCUUGAAGAAAAAAGGAGCUCCAUAAAGGUCUACCAACAGACGUAUCUGGAAAUUGAAAGCCUAAACCAGCAGAAUAAUAAAACUGAGGCUGCGAAUAAGAAGCUCGAAGCGCAAGUGAAAAAGCUUGAAGAAACAACAACCAAGCAGAGCCAAGACAUCAAAAAGUUGAAAACUGAGAAAAAUAUAUUGGAGAAAGAUUUGAAGAGGAUACAGAAACAUCUUGAAAAAACUGAGAAACUAAAUCAACAGAAAGUAUUAAAACAUGCAUGGACUCAAAAGAAUGCAACAGAGGAAACAAAAAUUGAUAAAACUAAAAUCAAGCUGCUUCUGGAAGAGCUUUGGAUGUGUAUAGAACCCUCAGCCCAGGUUUCACAGAGGAAGGAAAUUCAGCACUUUUCUGAGGAGACUGGAAUGCAUUGCAGAAGAACCAGAGACUCGCAGCAUUCCAUGCAGACACUUUUUCCUGGUAGCCCAUUGAAAAACCAUCUCCAUUUGAAGAAAUCGCCCUUUCUCAGUAGUCCUUUGAAAGACCAUCAGCAUUGCAAUCUAGCAUCAUUUCCUGGUAGCCCAUUGAAAGACCAGCAACAUUGCAAUCUAGCAUCAUUUCCUGGUAGCCCAUUGAAAGACCAGCAACAUUGCAAUCUAGCAUCAUUUCCUGGUAGCCCAUUGAAAGACCAGCAACAUUGCAAUCUAGCAUCAUUUCCUGGUAGCCCAUUGAAAAACCAGCAACGUUGCAAGAAUGCACCCUUUCUCAGUAGGCCGUUGAAAGAAAUGCAGUUUUACAAUCACUUGGCCAUUCCCGUAAAUGAUCUGGCAGCUUCUAUUCAGCUACAUAAUUUAGCAGGACCUGAAGUGCAGCUCAACACAAAACACACAAGAAUUAAGCACACACAAAUGACUGAAAGCAGUAGCAGAGAGAGAGAUCACUUUAAUGAAGAUCCCAUCUUAAAUAAGGAAACGGGACAAAGAUACUUGCAUAAUGACUUUUUGCAUGUUUCUGGAGAUGAACAAAAGGGACAAAGUCCAGCACCUGGGCAAAACCUUGAUGAAAUACUCGACUGGUUCAAACCUCUGCCACCACUCCUGUCUCCUGUGCAUUUUUCAUUGCCUCGUAAUCAGGAUACUUUAAUUGGCAAUGCAGUAUAUUUAAGUGAGGAGGAGGAAGAAGAGGAAGUAAAAUUCAACAGCAAUGAGUUAAAUAAACUAUGUGAAGGUGACAAACCCAGUAAAAACCCUGAAUCCCACAAUGAACCAAGCUUGGCUCCGACCGUGGAUCUUCCUUUAGUUGGGUUUUCUAACAACACUUCAUCCACUGCUCUGUUAUUUCACAGACCCUCACCCUGUAUACUUACAGAGACAGAAUGUGACGACAAGGCAAUUUUAGACCAAGAAAUGAGGGAAAGCAACCCGUCUUUCCCAGAGGAGUCCACUGAUGUUCAGAGUGACAGUUUGCAAAUUGGUGAAAAUAGUGACUGCUUUAAUUCAUCGAUUGACGCUAAAGAAAAUGACACAUUGGUAGAUCAUUUACAAAAAGAAACCUCUCAACACAGCAGUGUGAAGGUUGAGGCCUUGGAAGACUGUGUUUUAAAUUCUUUGGCAUCUGAUGAAGGAAACACAGGUGUUCUAAAAUCAGAUUCUGAACAACUGAAAAAAAUACAAUCCCUACAAGAGCCUGAAAGCUCAGGAACAGAAUAUAUGGAGGUAGAGAAAGUAAUGCAAAAAGAAACGGAAAAGGAUACUGAAGCUAUUAAAGAACGUUUAAUAAAUUCCUCAGCAGAUAGUGCAACAUUAAGCCACUUUGAGGAUAUAAUAGAAAAUAACAUAAAAAGCCCUUCUCCAGUGGCUAGUGAUGAUCAGAAUAUGCUAGUUGUGGAUUCUCCUACAAAAGGUGAUUUAAGUCCAGGGGGAAAAGAAGCCCAAGGUUCUUCUGCAAAAGUUUCUUCAACCUUCCUGGAAACUAAAGAAUCUGAGAUCAGACAACCUCAGCAUUCACAAAGCAGUGGCACUACCAAUACAGAGACUGUGAAUGAAGCUUCUGUUAGGUGUUUUCAGAAACAAGAGAUUUCUUGGACAGGUGAGUUGAGUUGCAGUAGAGGAUGUACUAAAAAUGAAGUGGUGCGCUCAACAGAAACCGAGAUCGUAGGCAUGACUAAAACUUUUACUGUCUCACAAAAGCCUAACUUAAAGGUAACUGCGUGUGUAAACAUUUCUGAUGGAGUAGAUUUAGCAAAAGAGAAUGAACUCUCACAUAACAGUUCAGAAUUUACUGAAGACGAAGCACUGCUCACAAAGGCAACUGAGGUUGAAACUGUGGCUGUAAAUGGUUCUGUCUCACGCAAAGCUAAUUUAACAGGAACUACUGACAAACCAAACCAUGAUGAAGCUGAUCCAACAACCGCGAUUGAAUACACAAACAACAACACAAGAUGUGCUGAAGAUGAAACAGAGCACUUGGCCAAGUCAGAGAUGUUAACCGUGGCAGACACUUGCUCUGGCUUACAAAAAGUCCAGUUAACAGGAACUUGUUACAAACCCAACACUGAUAGAACUGAUCCAGUAAAAGAGAAUACAUCAUCCAUUAACAGCUCAGCAUGUAACGAAGAUGAGGUGAGAUGUGCAAGAGAAGUAGAGAUAAAAAGAACUGAAACUUCCUUUAGCUUAUUACAAAAAUCAAAUUUAACCCCAAAUGCUUAUUCAACAAAUCCUAAUGGAGCUGACAGAAUAAUAGCAGAGAAACCCACCAGUUACAUCUUAGAGUCAACCUUGUUUACAAAAAGUGAUGAUCACUUUACCACUGAUGUGGAAUCUUCCGUUGAAGAGACAUCCAGUGACAUCAUUAUGUUGGAAGAAAGACUUUGCCGCAAGGCUUGUCCUAUGACGCGAGAAGAAUCUGAGGAUGAUCAAGAGAGUUUUAUGCUGCAGAGAAAGGUCAAGAAAACCAAGAACAAGGGUAAUGAAAGCUCUGGUUUGGAUGAAAAGGGGACCAAUUUAUGCAACUCCAAAGGGUCUGUGCCAGAGGUCCUCAUAGAUGUGCAAACACCAGUAGAUAAUAAGAUGAGUAUGAAUGACAAUAAGGCACUUGAAAUGACUGAAGAGGAAAUUCCAAAUAUUGAUCUGUGUGAAGCAUUGAAAGUAAAAAUAGACAGCAAAGAUCUUACCACAACAGAUACUUCCUUAAACAAACAUUCAGAUAGAAGUACUUCAGAAACUGCAACCAUUGAAAAUUCUGAAUUAGAACAGGAUGAAAUAGCAUAUAAGAAUAAGCCAGAGGAAAACAUGGAAAUCUGUAAAAAUAAUAUAGAAGUUAACGGGGCGGAGUGCAAUAUACAAGUGACUAGUUUAGAUUGUGUGUUAACAGUGGAGCCAGAUUCCCAGCACAGUGAUAAUGCAUCAGAUGAAAGCCUUUUGUGUGAAUCAUUAGGGAUAAUAUUGAGUGAAGAUUCAGAAUCAGAAAAUAUAAGCACAAAAGAUUGUAAUACAAAUAAUAGGGUAUCCCCCCCAGUUGCACCCACAACUGAGAAUAAAGAAGCAGCGACUGUACCUAGUCACAGAUGGCAACAUCCAGCUACAGUGCAGAAUAGUACAAAGGCCAGGCAAAAAGAGAAAGAACCAAGCCAGACUGCCCUUCCUGUCGAUACUACUGACACCCCAACCUCAUCAAAGCAUUCCCCAGACUCAAUAAGCAAAGUUAGGACAGAGAUGGGACCACCUCUCCGUCCACUACUGCCACCGCUUAUAGCCACCCCACCAAGAUUUCUAAAAAGCACCUCUCCUUCCAUGUCCAUGUGCAGUAGGUCAUCUUUCCCUUCCCUUAUGGAGAAUUUGGUCUCUCCACUGCGAGAAAUGCCAAUAACACUCAUGUCACCACUGUCUGAUGGACCCAAGAGCAAAUCUCCAUUACGGGUCACCCCAUCCCCAUCAGAUAUAACCAAAAAUAGAAAGGUCCAAACUUCCCCAUUGCAGUUCUGUGCAGCCACCCCCAGGCACGCUGUCCCCGUUCCUGGUAGACUGCCUCCAUCAGCAAUUCCUGCAAUCAACUCCUCCCCUGGUAUGCCCCAAGAAAACUCUGUUAGAAUCCUUGACACCAUGUACCCAGAUCUUUCAGCUCGUGCAAGGACUCUCAAUAUUCUCAAAGGAAACAUUCAGCUGAACAGAUGUGCAUUUGGAGUUGGGAGCAAUAUGCCAGGACCAGUCAAUCAGAUCUCUGGUUUUAAAGCCAUCAAUUCUUCAACAGCUUUCACCAAAACUGGAAAAGCUUGUGAAGCAGAAAACAGCUGUUUUGGACAACCGACAGAGAGAUUAAGGCCUAUGGGAUUGGUUGAUAGAGCCUGGAAAAGACCAGGAGUAAACCUACAUUUACCAAAAAGUUCCAAAAAGCUUCGUUUAGAUAACGAUUCACCAGUAGCAGAAAAGGUGAAUUUGCCUGUUGCAUCUCUGGAGGAUUCCAGAGCUAAAUAUUUGCAUGGGAGUUUAGAACAACCAGUUGAUAUUAAAUCAUCAGAAAUGCUAAAAUCACAAAUUAAUCCUACUGAAGAGGCCAUGUCCAAGGCAUUUGAAAAAAUUGCAAAUUGCUGUUUAGAUUUGAUGCCUGUUAUUCAUAGCCAUGUCCAAGUUGGAAACAUUUCUCAGGUACCAGUACUGAGAGAUGAAGAGAAGGAGGUCAUCCAUGAGUUCUGUGUAGUAAACAAGCAGCUUGCAGAUUGUUUACUGGUUGCCAUUCUUGCAAAACUGAAGACUGAAAAAAAGAGUAUGAAGAGUUUAUACCGUCAGGCCCUCUGUAGAGUUUAUGUUGGAAUUUGUCGGCAGAACGGAGACUUGGAAAGAGCCCGCCUUUUUUCAUACAGUAUUCUAAAAGAAGAUUUUCCAGAGUCUGACAAGCUCACUUUAUUUAUUGCAAGUACUUGGUACAGUUUGUUCUCCUUGCCAGGGCUAAUUAAUAAGGCAAUGCAGGCUGUUACCAGGCAACGUGCUAAAGGACAAGUUCUGAAGUGUCUCAGUGCCUAUCUGGGCUGGGAGAAGAACGCUCCCUGUGAUGUAGAAAAGUUGAUUACUGGUACACUUGUUGCUCUAAAAACGGGCGUCCGUAUGAAAUUCCAGCCUCACGACAAAUGUGGAGAGGACCUGUGCCCUUUUGUGUGGGAGCAUAUAUUUGCAACAGAACUUUUGUGUUCCCAGCUUCAGUGGAAGUGGACACAUGACAAUUUAAUAUGCAAGGAGCUUUGGCCAAUAAUGAACAAAUGGGUAAAGCAAAGAAAAGGAAUAGAUCAAGCAGGGUUUACAGCCGAUAUUACAGUAGCCGCUGUCCUGCGGCUAAUAGGGCGCCUAGGACAGCUAGGACUGAAGAAAAGAUAUGUUGAAUCUGUGAAAAAUGUUGCAACAGUCAUCAACACGUUUGGCAGACAUGCUAAUGCAGAAGGUGUUCCCUGGGGUGUACAGUUGGCAACAGUGUACGCUAUUUAUGAUCUGGCACCAAGCAAUCCAAAGGAAGCCAUGGAAUCACUCGCAGCUUGGAGAUCGGAAACUACCAGAACCGUCCCCCCUGCAGUUACCAGCUGUAUAACACAAAUGGGCUCCAUGUGCCGUCAAAUAAGAUGAACAUAAUCACAAGUUGUUGCAAUGGACUAAUACUGUGAAGGGUCAAGGCAUCGAUGAGUCUGACAGGCUUUCAAAUUUUGUGUUACACACAUUUUAUGGACAAGGUGAAAGGCCAAAGGGUUGAGACAGUUGUUAUCUUGUUUCUUAGGAAUCUUAACAGUGUAUGAACUGAGGGCUUAACACGUAGAUUAUAAAAUCAUUAUCAAAUCUUUGUAGAAUUUCUGUUGUCAAGGAACAAAGAGAAUUGAAAAACUCAGAAUUUAUUUUUAUUUCUUAGGAUAAAUUCUGUUGACAUUUUCUUUUUAUAUGACUAUUUCUCAGAAGCCGUGUUGGAAAUUGAUACAAGGUGUACGUAUUUAUUUGCAUAGUCAUGCAUUCCACUUGUGUAAUAUAACUCUGUACAGAAAUGAUUGUGCUAAAAUCUAUCAAAUUAACCUUUCAGUAGGACAGUAACUUGUUUGUUUGUUUAUGCGAUGGUCCCUGCUAUAUAUUGUAAAUAUAGGCUCUAUAUAUGUUAAUGUCUUGGAGACCAUUUGAAUUGUUUUAUACAUUAUUAAAAUGAAUAUAAUUGAUCCUUUUGAGUAUUCUUUAUAGAUCCUUACAACAUAAUUGAUGCAAUGUAUUAAGAUGAGGUUUAACUGCAGUGCACAUUAAUCAGGUUUUAGAUAUGCAUAUCCUUCAUGUCUGAAACCUAAUUAGUGCAUCUAAAAUGCAACAUACUGUUAUGUAUCACAUAAUUUUAAAUAACUGUAAUCCUGUUUUUGCCAGGGUAGCAUAUUGAUUUAUAUUUGUUUCUAAAACCAAACCUAUUGAGCAAAUGAAUGUCAUAAGGUUGAUCUUGUACAGAGUUUGCAGUUUUGCGUGAGUACUCACUCAUGCCUGCUAAAAAAGUCACCCUUACGAAUACGAACAGUAAAGAGAUGCAUCAAAUGGGUCACUUUGCUACCAACCACUGCCCUGAACACUAGUGUUGUACUGUAUUGUAGUAAUUGUAUGUCUAUUUUGAUGUGUUCUUUUGUUGAAGGAAUUUGAAAUACUUGUAAAUAGUGCUGGGACAAAUACCUGAAUAUUUGAAAGAAUAUCGCAACAAAUUACAAAAAAUACCUUGCACUUGUUUCCUGCCUCACCAGAAGUUGUGUGGGCUCUGUGUGAUAUGAGACGUUAAUAUAUGUUUAAAAAAACACACAGGUUCAACACAACAGACAGCAAAAAGUAAACAAACCAGAUUAUUUAUGCAAUUUUAGUGAUAUCUAUGGAAAGUUACCUGGGUCAAAAAACCAUUGUGCUGCUUUAGAGCGAGUCAGAAUCUUAUGGGACAGAGAAAAAAGCAUAAAUAGAAUGCAGUGUCAACUUUAUGUACUAUUUAUUUCGGGAAUGAACAAAACAACGUUUAGCUUGAACUGCUAUUUGCCAUC
Polyodon spathula (Mississippi paddlefish) is the source of this 7458-nucleotide messenger RNA. Its product is annotated as little elongation complex subunit 1-like. The record is from RefSeq and is a predicted model, not a curated record. The transcript has 19 exons. Lineage: Eukaryota; Metazoa; Chordata; Actinopteri; Acipenseriformes; Polyodontidae. Bases 137 to 6043 code for a protein of 1968 amino acids.